AUACGGCAGCAGAAGAUGACAGGUGUGAGGAAACAAACGUAGCUGGUGUAGCCUAGCCGCCUCUAAUUCAUUUCUUUCAUGUCCUUGAAUUUUUUUCUCUCUCCCAAAAUUCUUUCUUCUUUCGCUUUUACAAUUUUCCAUGUGUAUCAUAUCUACCCUUUGACUUGUUACCCAUCCAUUUCCUUUAAUUUUACUCCAUUUCUAUAAAAAAUCAAAUUUUUAUAUUGCACAGUGUACCAACUAGUAAGGGCAUUGACUGACUUCCCCUGCCUUAUAUCAUUCCAUAUUAGCUUUCAUUCUGUUUUGGGCACUCUGAGUUUUUCCUUUCUUUCUUUUUUUUAGAGAGAGACGGAUCUGUGACCGCAUCACUGACCAGGCCUCCUCCACCAAACCAACUACAUAAACAUUAAAACAGACCAAGCAUUACGCACUGGACCCUUUUCACUUUCACACUUUUGCUUCCUAAUUCUUCAAGGUUAAGUUGCAGGUGUUAUCGUGACAUUUGGUUUCUAACAACUAUUGGAUUGAUUACAAAAUUGGGCUUUUAAAGCAUGGUAAAGGAGAUGGUGUUGGGUUGAAAAUGCGAGACGUGGUUGGUUAUGAUGGAAACCAUCAGUUAUUGUCCAAUCAGAGGUUGUCUUCAACAGGAGAAUCAACUUCUAAUGAUAUGUCUUCUAAUAAGGGUGUGUCGCAGUGGCUUAACAAUGAUAGGAAUCAAAAGCAUUCUGCUGAUGUUUUAGAUAGGCAUAAAUCCGAAGCACAAUUUGCACCAAAGAAUUUAAAAGGAGAUGGAAACUUUGGUCAUCUUCAGAAUCAGAGCAGAGAAGCAAUGGAAAUGUAUUCACGAGUUAGUAAACAGGAAGAGGAGAUCCGAUUUCUUCGUGAACAAAUUGCUGUUGCGUCUGUGAAGGAACUGCGGUUGCUUAAUGAGAAGUAUGCGUUGGAACGGAAAUUUGCGGACUUGCGUUUGGCCAUGGAUGAGAAACAAAAUGAAGCUGUAACUUCAGCCUUAAAUGAGCUGGCUCGUAGAAAAAGUGAUCUUGAAGAUAAUUUAAAAUUGACACAUGAAUUGAAGGCUGCUGACGAUGAAAAAUAUCUCUUCACGUCAUCCAUGCUUGGGUUAUUGGCUGAAUAUGGCAUUUGGCCUCGUGUCAUAAAUGCCUCUGCUAUAUCAAACAACUUAAAGUACCUUCACGAUCAAUUGCAGUGGAAAAUCAGAAAAUCUCAUGACAGAAUUAGUGAAAUAACAUCAAUGGUGGAACCUCGUCCUGAAAGUGGAUCUCAUAGCCAAGGUGGCAGCGCCGCUACGACAGUGAAUGACACAGUUUCCAAUAGACCCAUGAAUCAACAUGGUUCUUUCUAUAAUAAUCAGUCUGUUGAAGGGCAGCACCCGAGACUAAAUGAGAGUUCACAAAUAUAUAUGACUGAUCUUCCAGAUAUGAGCCACAGGGAAGUGCCUGGCCAUUAUCCUUAUGAAUCAGUCGAUGAAGGUGUUAAUGUCGGAGAAGAAAAAGUGUCUAAUAGCCCUGCGUUUCCUUCUCCCACAGCAAAUGAUGAGAAUGUUUCUUCUGUUUCUAAAGGCCCUGGCAUAGAACAUUUCCAGAUUAUUGGUGAUGCCAUACCAGGUGAAAAACUUCUUGGGUGCGGAUAUCCAGUACGAGGGACUUCUCUUUGCAUGUUUCAGUGGGUUCGCCAUCUUCAGGACGGGACUAGGCAGUACAUUGAAGGAGCUACAAAUCCAGAAUAUAUUGUCACAGCUGAUGAUGUUGAUAAAAUAAUUGCUGUUGAGUGCAUUCCUAUGGAUGAUCAGGGUGGCCAGGGAGAUAUCGUCAGGCGGUAUGCUAAUGAUCAGAACAAAAUAAAAUGCGACCCUGAUAUGCAAAUGGAGAUUGAUAACCAUAUGUUCAGAGGAGAAGCCUCGUUUAGUGUUCUUUUGCUGGUGGAUUCUUCUGAGAACUGGGAGAGGACAACGUUGUUUUUGAGACGGUCUGGCUUCCAAGUUGAGAUGGAUGGUUCAGAAGCUGUUGUGAUUAAUGAGAAAUUCUCCAAGGAUCUAUCAAUCAAAGUUCCCUGUGGACUUUCAACACAAUUUGUUUUGAUGACCGGUAGUGGAUCUUCUCAUCCAUUUAGCACGUAUAGUGUUCGAAUGCGUGAUACUCUUGUGCUAACCAUGAGGAUGUUCCAAGCAAGGCACAUGAUGAUAAAAAGAAAGGAAGAGCAUAGCUCCCCAACAAAGCAUUUUUAAAGCCAAUAUUCAUUCUUAGUAGAAAGGAGAAAAACCAUAAAUUGAAGAAUAAUUUAUCUCUUUAGUUUCUUUUAAUUAUAAUAAGUGUUGCUGUGUUUAUAGUCUACUACUUUUAUUGUAUAAUUUUGACCAUAAUUCGCAACAAAAUAGGCUUGUUGUAUACCUGAUUAGCAUGCAAUGAUAAAUCCCAAUAUAUUUUCAUGUAUUA
Messenger RNA from Cannabis sativa, 2453 nucleotides. RefSeq lists its product as uncharacterized. Lineage: Eukaryota; Viridiplantae; Streptophyta; Magnoliopsida; Rosales; Cannabaceae. Gene Ontology annotation, cellular component: plasma membrane. The coding region runs from base 581 to 2245 and encodes 554 amino acids. The transcript is spliced from 20 exons. The record is from RefSeq and is a predicted model, not a curated record.